AUGCGCCAUACUCCCUCCCAAAUAGCCUCUUCGCAGAAAGUCCGAGACAUCAGCAUAAGCCCCGAUGGCGAACGCGUUCUCUACCAAGUUCAGCAGUUCUAUAAAUCAGCUGAUCGCGUCCAAGCUGAACUAUGGCUCGCACGGACAGACGUCACUGACAGCGCCCGGAAACUGACGAAUGGCGAUUUUCACGACCGCGCAGGCGUAUUUCAUCCAUUCGACUCCAACAUGAUUAUUUUUCUCUCCGACCGAUUUAGUCCGGGGAAGGGAGGAAGCCUCUACUCUUUGAGGCUAACUGAAGACGAAGAGCCAAUGCAUUUGAUGGUAGAACCCGUGAGGAAGGGUGUACAGCAGUUCCAGGUGUCGCCUGACGGGACAUAUAUAGCUUUCACGUCUACAAAUGACGGGCCCGCUCGAGAGGAUAGAGAUGAUGCAAGGCGGAUUGGGGAUAAGCGGGGGUUAUCGCGCCUUUUUCUGCUCAAUCUGAUCACAGGAGAAGUAUCAUCCAUGAACCACAUACGAAAGGAUCGACAUGUCGAAAGCUUCACGUGGAGUCCAGACAGCAAGGAAUUACUUCAUAGGUUACGGGAGGACAGAGGGCUGGAGGCAGCCGAACGGGAGGUGUUGCUGGAAAAGGUAUCCGUUGCUUCUCAAGACGCGCCUGAAACAAUUGACGCGUACCCCCGCUCGCCCUCUGGACCAAAUAUUUGGCUCAGUUCAGGCCACAUCCUGGCCCUGCAAAGCUAUGAGGUAGCCAAUAUCCUUGAUGCGCGAACACUGUACAUUCGUCAAGGGGCGGAUCAGAGGGCAUCGGUGCGGAAGUUGUAUGGUGCGACAGAGGAUGCCAUCCGGAUCGUCGAUAUGACAAAUCACAGCGAUGAUACCAGUAACGGGAUGAUAGCUGUCGAAGUAUCUUCUGACACUGACACACGAAUUGACGGGAUUUCAUUUUCUUCAUCCAACGGUGACGAGAAUAAGGUGGUAGAUGUUCGUCAGCUUUUCCAAACGCAGGAUGAAGCCAUAUGGUUUGGGGCAUGGGACGCCAAAAGAAUACGCAAUCGGACAGGUGUCUCGUACGUGUUUGCCGCGGUGCUGAGCUCUGGCAUACGGCACGAGGCGCCAAAUGUGUGGUCUGUUCGCGUCGAUGACGAGAAAGGGUGCUGCACGGGCAGAAGGAAGCAGUUAUCAUCCCAUUUGCAGUGGCUUACUGAUGCACCGCAGAUAAAGACUGAGGUCAUUCGAUGGAAAAGCAGAGACGGCGUGGAACUCAGUGGCUUGGUAAGAUAUCCCCCAGGCAUUGACCAAAGGAGCGCUUGUGCCCUGCCAACUAUCUUGUUCCUCCAUGGAGGGCCAUACCGCCGGGACGUCCCAGAUUAUAUGCCCUAUUUCUGCAAUUGGCGGGAGAUGCUCGCGUCCGCCGGAUAUCUUGUAAUCUCGCCUAAUUACCGAGGAAGUCAAGGAAAAGGCCAUAGUUUUGCUCAUGCCGCUUCUUGUGGUAUCGGUACCUUUGAUUGGCCCGAUUGCGAGAGCAUGGUCGAUGAGAUAGUCACCCGCGGCCUUGCUAAUCCAGAUAGGCUAGCCGUAGCAGGAUGGAGUCACGGAGGGUCAUUGACAGCGUGGGGGGUGACCCAAACGAAGACUAUGUUCAAAGCAGCUGUUGUGGGGGCUGGCGUUUCCAACUGGGAAAGCAUGGUAAUGGAAGCUGCUUCGCCAGAGCUAGAGGGAGCGCUUGGGGGCAUUUCGCCUUGGGAAGGGCGACUGAACGGGACUUCCAGGAAGGAGAGUCCUAUACAACAAGUAAGCGGAGUAACCACGGCAGUUUUGAUUUUACAUGGCGAAAAAGACGAGCGCGUUCCGCUCGGCCAAGGCAUCGGACUAUACAGAAGUUUGAAGAGGACCGAAGGUCCCUGUAAAGAUCGAGUUGAGAUGAUAGUGUACCCGAGAGAACCGCAUGGGUUCGUCGAGAAAAAACACGCUGAAGAUGUGAUGCUCAGAGUAUUGGAACAUUUUCAGAGGUGGUUAUACAACAUGGUUACGCCGAACCCCAGUACGACGUCCGGAUCUCUAUCGUUUGACCCAUCGAUGCACGGCUCCUCCAGUGUUGCCUCUUCCUCAUCUCACCCACCUUACGAUCCUCCGAUUCUUCAACAAAAACUGACUCAAAAGCUCGGUCCUGAAUACAUUUCCACUCGACCAGGUCCAGGUGGAGGGCCAAAGCUCACAUAUGCAGAGGGCUGGAAGAUAAUCAAUCUUGCCAAUGAGGUCUUCGGAUUUGAUGGGUGGAGCUCAAGUAUCGUCACGAUGAGCACCGAAUUUAUGGACUUCGACGAGACGACACGCAGGUACAGCAUUGGUAUCACGGCUAUUGUACGGGUGACUUUGGUGACUAGCGGGUCAUUUCAUGAAGAUAUUGGAUAUGGAACGAUAGAGAAUACGAAGAGUAAAGGGCAGGGUCUGGAUAAAUGCAAGAAAGAGGCUGUUACGGAUGGUCUCAAGCGUGCUCUCAGAAAUUUUGGAAAUCUUUUGGGAAACUGCUUAUAUGACAAAGGAUACACCCAAGAAGUCACUAAGAUCAAAGUCCAGCCGCCUAAAUUUGACAAAUCACAGCUGCAUCGAAGACCAGAAUUUGCUGAAUCACAACCACCGCCACCAAGUAAUCCACCCCAACCACAGACGAAUGCACCCGUACAACAACGCGCACCGACGCCUCAACAACAACCACAGCAUGCACCAGCUCUACAACAAGCAUGUAUUCCCCCGCAACCGCAACGAACUUCUCUCCAUCAACAACCACAACGGCCACCACAGAAUGCCGCGGUGCCGCAACAGCAUAGACCGCCCCAACCAGCAUGUGCUACCUUUAAAGCCCCGGCUCCGAAACCUUAUCCACAGAUAAAUAUGCCUAUAACGACACUGCACCAGCCGAAUGACAAUUCCUCCUCUGGCAAGGGGAACAUCAAUACUAAUGCUGCGUCUUCGUCAACUUUAUCAGCGAUUGAGCCUGAGGGCGAUGAUUCAUUCAUGUUCGGUUCUGAAGAUGACGCAUUUCUCGCCACAGUGGAUCUUGGUGAAGGAGAUAUGGGAAGGCCCAUCUUGUGUGAGGGUGAAGAGUUCGACGACGAGAGCAUAAGAGACAACGUGCGAUUCGAGGAUGUGGAUCGUAGUGUAGUUGGGGAGCUGUUUAAUGGUGGAAGAGAGGACAAACCAACAGUGCUAGCAUCUGCACGCAGUGGAGCACAGCAUCAACAACAGAAGCAGAACCGACUGGCCGCUAUCAAAGCUGAAAUCGAAGGCCAUUCCGCAGAGCGAAGUGUCCUGGGAGAGCGAGCUACAAUACCACCCUCCAAUCCUAAGCUUAUUAUACCGCGGACAUCUGUAGAACGACAGCAGCAAAAUCAGAAUCGAGUUGCGCUCAUCAACUCCUAUCAACAGCACCCGACAGCGCAGCAAAGCGUUCAUAAUCCACAAAGACGACCUGACACUCCGACGGGUGGGUUUCGGUUUCCGACGGGGACGAUAAAUCCUCUUGGACUUCCAAUACAUAGUGGUGUGAAGCGAAACGCCGAUGGGGCUCCAAGGAAACCUGGCCCGGGGAUGGGUUUGAGCAACACUUCGAGUACGAGGACACCCCUAGGCACAUUAUCAUUGGAGCCAGACGGAAAGAGGAUAAAGCGGUAGCCACUAUUGGUCCGAUGACUUUCUCAUGUACGACUAUCACCGUCCACGUCCAGAAUUAGCACGAAUAUCUAUCGGAUUCGCUUGUGGAUUGUCGAUACCUUCAUAAGUGGUGUUAAGAGGUACAUAACUCACUCGGACAACUGUUACGCAAGUAUUCUUUCUGGAAAGACGCUACACCAUCUGCUGGGAACUAUAUACAUGC
Guyanagaster necrorhizus is the source of this 3880-nucleotide messenger RNA. RefSeq lists its product as uncharacterized. Gene Ontology annotation, molecular function: serine-type peptidase activity. Gene Ontology annotation, biological process: double-strand break repair via single-strand annealing; mitotic recombination; proteolysis. The record is from RefSeq and is a predicted model, not a curated record. The coding region runs from base 1 to 3678 and encodes 1225 amino acids. Gene Ontology annotation, cellular component: nucleus. Lineage: Eukaryota; Fungi; Basidiomycota; Agaricomycetes; Agaricales; Physalacriaceae. The transcript is spliced from 12 exons.